AUGUUGGGUCGCGAACCAUUGCGCGAACCCCGCCUCUCGGGUAACACCGCUGGCGAAACCGAUUAUGACAAACGCUCGUGGAACAGCUGGAACCAUUUCGGAUGCAAUGUCACUGAAGAGAUCGUGAAAACCCAAGCGGACAUGCUCGUAUCCUCAGGACUCGCAGCCCUUGGCUACAUCUAUGUCAACAUCGAUGAUUGCUGGCAAGCAGACUCUCGAGACUCUGAGGGCCGCCUGGCACCAUCCCCGGACGCAUUCCCUUCGGGCAUCAAGGCGCUAGCAGAUUAUGUGCACAGCAAGGGGCUCAAGCUGGGCAUCUACUCUGACGCUGGCAUUCGCACGUGCGCACUCAAGCCGGGCUCACUGUGGCAUGAAGCAGUGGAUGCUGCCACCUUUGCUGAAUGGGGAGUGGAUUAUCUCAAGUACGACAACUGUUACAAUGAUGGAAGUCCCAGCAAGAAGCGCUAUACGACCAUGCGCAAUGCAUUAGAGGCCACUGGGAGGGACAUUUUCUUCUCGAUGUGCGAAUGGGGACAGGAUCUCCCUGCUCUGUGGGCGUAUGGCGUGGCAGACACGUGGCGCACCACCCGUGACAUCGAGGACACGUGGAGCAGCAUGAUGCGCAUUGCAGACAUCAACAACAAGUGGGCCAAAUACGCCAAGCCAGGCGGGUGGAACGACCCGGACAUGCUGCAGGUGGGGAACGGCGGCAUGAAGGAUUCGGAGUAUCGUGUGCACUUCAGCCUCUGGGCCAUCAUGAAGGCACCACUCCUGAUUGGCUGCGAUCUUUCGGUUGUUUCAAAUAAGACGUUGGCCAUUCUGGGAAAUGAAGAGGUUAUUGCUCUCAACCAGGACCCACUGGGCGUUCAGGCAAGGAAGGUGCAAGUCUCUGAAGAUUCUUUCAUGGAGGUUUGGUCCGGGCCUCUGUCGGAGGGUCGGCUGGUGGUAGCUCUGGUGAAUCGCAGCCCAAUCAGCUUGAAGAUCACUGCCCGAUGGAAAGCCAUGGGGCUGAAUCCUGUGCAGCGGAUGUAUGCACGAGACCUGUGGAAGAAGGCAACUAUGGACUCGGUCAUCUCAGGGGAGCUGAGUGCGCCAGUUCCAAGCCACGAUGUGGGGCUCUUCCUCCUCUGGCCCGCAGUCUAG
Closterium sp. Naga37s-1 is the source of this 1143-nucleotide messenger RNA. Lineage: Eukaryota; Viridiplantae; Streptophyta; Zygnematophyceae; Desmidiales; Closteriaceae. The record is from the annotation of a GenBank genome assembly.